This is a messenger RNA of Akanthomyces muscarius, 1251 nucleotides long. RefSeq lists its product as uncharacterized. The coding region runs from base 1 to 1251 and encodes 416 amino acids. Lineage: Eukaryota; Fungi; Ascomycota; Sordariomycetes; Hypocreales; Cordycipitaceae. The transcript is spliced from 5 exons. The record is from RefSeq and is a predicted model, not a curated record.
AUGCUUGCGAGGGUCGUCGCAUUGUUUUCCUUCGAUGAUCCUGCUCCAAUUCAACCCGCAUCACCCAACUUUCGUCCAUUGCCCUGCACCAACUUCAAAAUCAUGGCACCUUCAGCUGCCAAAGCCAACUACAAGUCCUACGAGGCACAAGCUCGUCUGGUUCGCGCCAUCGUCGCAGCCCAUCCUACCACCAAAUGGAACUACAAAGAGAUUGCUGCCUGCUACGGCUCAGACAUGACCGAGCAUGCCCUCAACCACCGCUUCAGGUACAUCCGGGCGCACAGCGAGGUCAUCAUUGAAGGACGCAAAGCCAAUCUCGACGUCAAGAACCUGACGACGGACGAGUCCUCUUUGCCCAAGACUGUCGGUGGUGUCGACAAGAACAACAUUGCAAAGUACUUUGGCCAGUCGACGGCCGAUGGCAUUCAGUUCCAGUUCCGAGCCAUCAAGCAGGACGCCAACAAGAUGCGCGCCACGGCCGACAGCGGCGGCGACCCGUCCACCUGUCUCGAUCUAGGCGCCGGCAGCAACGCCCCUUCCUUUACGCCCAACACAACACCCAAGACGCCUCGCUCACGCAACUUUGCCACACCAACCACCGGCGGCGGCACCACCGGCGCUCCCAGCACCAAGCGAGGCCGCGCCCCGACCACCGUCGUCAAGAUAGAAUCGGACGACGACGACGACUCGGAGUCGACGCACAACUGGAGUGAGAUGGAAGCCACCCCCUCCAAGCGUCCUCGCAAGCUCGCCGGCGCUGGUGCCGCAGCGACCCCGGGCCAGAAGAACAGGACGCCGUCGCGCCUCGCCGCCGCCAGAGCCAGCGCUACCAUCGCUGACACCUCGGCCCAGCUCCAGACGAGCGAGUCUGAAGCCGAGGCACCCCAGAGCUCCUUUGGGAUCAAGAGCGAGUUUCCCACUCAUACUCGCAACGGCAUGAGCAACGGUGCUCGACCAUCGUCUGCCUUUGCCAUCGCGUCCGUCCCGGCCCGCCCUCUGAUGCAGCCGCAGCAGCCGCAGCAGCGUGCCGCCCCUUCGCUCUUUGGCAGCGUCCCUACCUUUGAGCAGCCCGCGCCUGAGUCGCAGCCCUCGCCUUCGCCUUCGCCAUCCCUGUUUGCUGGAAGCGACGCUUUUAGAAAGACGGGCAGAGAUGCGUUUGUUGGCAGCAACGGUGACGAUGUCGGCUUUGACACCCCGGCGGCUGACAGCGCGUACUGGGACGACGACGACCCCGUCGAAGGUGAGAUCUAG